AUGAAUGCGCUCAUCCUAGUCGGGGGGUACGGCACGAGGUUAAGACCGCUCACCCUGACAACCCCCAAACCACUAAUCAGCUUCUGCAACAAGCCAAUACUGGAACACCAAAUCUUUAAUUUGGCACGAUGUGGAAUCAGGGAAAUAAUUUUGGCCAUAGCUUAUAAACCCACGCACAUAACGAAUUUUGUGGAUGACCUAGAAAAAAAAUACAACGUUAAAAUUAUUUACUCUAUUGAAGAGGAGCCUUUGGGCACGGGAGGGCCAAUAAAAUUGGCAGAGAAGUAUUUGAGCAAGUACGAUGAUUUUUUUGUGUUCAAUUCGGACAUUAUUUGCUCCUUCCCCCUUUUGGAGAUGAUGAGCUUCCACAAGCAGAGCAAUGCGCCACUAACGAUUUUGGUGAAGGAAGUGGAAGACCCCAGAGCGUUCGGAGUAGUCAUAACGGAAGAAAAUCGAAUUACCAAAUUUGAGGAGAAGCCGCAAGUCCCUAAGUCGAGCUUAAUAAAUGCAGGAAUUUACAUAAUGAACAGAGAAAUCUUAAAUCGCAUUCCGAUGAGGAACACGUCGCUCGAGAAGGAAAUAUUUCCCCAGCUAGCCAAAGAGAACAUGUUGUAUUUUUACGUAUUAAAUAAAUUUUGGGCCGACAUUGGCAAGCCGAUGGACUUUUUAAAGGGACAGGCGUUGUACUUGGAGGAUAUGAAGGAGAACAAGGAAAGAGAAAUAGAAGGGAAAGGAAAAAUAGCGAAAGAAACAACUACUGCAAAGGUAACCGAGACAAAACCCAUCACGGAGGAGUCCAUUCUGAGAGACCACUUCCUCAUACGCUACGGCAUAGCGGACAAGGAAAAUGGCGCAAAGAGUGGCAGCAAGAAAAACCUUUUUAUAACAUUUGAAGAUAUAAACGAGUUGGAGGAAUUUACCCAUAGGAAGAGCCACCUCUUCGAUGAAAUCCUUGUGCACACAAAAGUCGAGGGAAAUGUGUUGAUUUCAUCCAAGACGAUCAUAGAAAAAAAUUGCGUCUUGGGAGAUAACGUCGUUCUGGGGGAAAACGUCACCAUUGGAGAGGGAUGUCGCAUAAAAAAUUCUUGCGUCAUGAGCAACUCCACCGUCAGUUCGUAUUCCUACAUUGAGAACUCCAUCAUUGGCUCCAAGUCGAGGGUUGGAAGCUGGUCUCGUAUUGAGGGACUAUGCGUGCUGGGCGAGAACGUCAUUUUGAAGCCCGAAAUUUUUGUCAACAAUGCCUUCAUUCUGCCCUUCAAGGAGGACUACCUAGAGGGGUACAACAAAUACCUAAAGUACGACAACUGCAUACUUGUGGAACAUGAGGAGGAAGAGAGCAAAAGUGCGAAAGGAGAAAACUGCGUGAAGGAUAAGAACAUCGUCCGCGUCAUACAAGAAAUCCGAAAAAAUUUACGGUCAAAUGUGCUAUACAAAAAUGAUAGGAAAAAUGUCCUCUUCAAUGAGCCCCUAUAUAAUAUGUUUCCACUCAAAUGUCUGAAGGACAAAAAAGUGGACAAAAUUUCCUACGUGUGUAGAGUGACAAACGAGGAGGAUGCAACUGUUUGUCUUAAAAAAAUACACGACAUUGUUUCGAAGAUGUAUGUGAAGAAUAUGCUCAUCGAGAAGGACUUUCUCGAGGACCUCUUGUCCGUUUUUAUGGAGCUAUGCAGGCAGGUCUCCGUGACGUGCUUCCAGCGAGGAUCCCUCCUCAGGCAGCUGUUCAACUACAACACCAUGCUCCUCUUCCACUACCAAAAAUUGGUCAGGUCAUCUCUGGCCUUCAAUUUAAAGAAGGAAAUAAAAAGGAGACACACGAUGAGCGAGCUGCGCAAAGAAAUAGAGCGCAAAAAGGAGGCCAUAAAUUCUUUGAAGAGCGAAAUUUUGGACACGGACCAGCUGAUCGGGGAGGAGAGGAAGAACGCGGAGCGGGAGAUUUCCGAGGUGAACAUAAUUUAUCAGAACAAAAUAGACAAGCUGAAGAAGAACAACCAGAGGAAGCGAGACGAGUUCACACGGCUGCUGCAGCUCUGA
Molecule: messenger RNA, 2031 nt
Organism: Plasmodium coatneyi
Lineage: Eukaryota; Apicomplexa; Aconoidasida; Haemosporida; Plasmodiidae
Exons: 6
Coding region: 1-2031 (676 amino acids)
Biological process (GO): GDP-mannose biosynthetic process; cell wall mannoprotein biosynthetic process
Cellular component (GO): cytoplasm
Molecular function (GO): mannose-1-phosphate guanylyltransferase (GTP) activity; GTP binding
Source: RefSeq, a predicted model, not a curated record